Molecule: messenger RNA, 2153 nt
Organism: Drosophila innubila
Lineage: Eukaryota; Metazoa; Arthropoda; Insecta; Diptera; Drosophilidae
Product: lipase 1-like
Exons: 5
Coding region: 16-2091 (691 amino acids)
Biological process (GO): lipid metabolic process
Source: RefSeq, a predicted model, not a curated record
UGACAGGAGCUCGUAAUGGGAUCGUUGCUCUAUUCCGCGCUCUUAGCGCUCGGUGCGGUUGGAGUAUUGGCCCAUCGCUUUGAACCGCGAGUCAUUUGCAUCAGUAAGCAGAAAAACCUGAUAAGACAGCAGACGUACAUCCAACGACAACUCACUAGGUUCCAAUAUCAAGUUAAUUCUCUAAGAACUAACUGUCAGCUGACAGUACCGGAUAUUUUAGGCCUCAAACCGCCAACUAGUCCUGCUCCUGGUCCAGUUGGAGAAAACCGUAAUCCACCCAACUACCCACCAGGUCCAACCGAUACAACCUAUCCAUACCUACUUCCACCAGGACCUCCCAAAGAUCCCUCGACUUCAAAUCCUCCAGGAGAUCUAGGAGUAAGCAGUAGACCCUCACCCGAUCCAGGAAUCCCCCCUGUUCCCGGUGUACCUGGUGUAUCCGGUGAAGGCGAACCACCAGAGUAUCCCAACGGACCCUUUGCUCCGAAUCCACCUGGUCGUAAUGAAGUACCACCCAGUGUACCCGGUGGAGGCGUACCACCAGGGAAUCCCAGCGGACCCUUUUUUACGAAUCCACCUGGUCGUAAUGAAGUACCACCCAGUGUACCCGGUGGAGGCGUACCACCAGAGAAUCCCAGCGGACCCUUUUUUACGAAUCCACCUGGUCGUAAUGAAGUACCACCCAGUGUACCCGGUGGAGGCGUACCACCACAGAUUUACAACCCUUACGGUCCUCAAUACGUUCCCGGUUUAUGGUCACCCAACAUCCAAAUUCCAAGCCAAAUCAUUAAUAUGACAAUCGGCACUCCAAUGGUUGUUUAUCCACCGACUCCUUCAAAUGGAAUAACAACAAUUAGACAAACAAUCAUAUCAACAACACCGAUAAUUGAGUAUUAUCUUACACAAAAGGACGUUGAUGAAGAUGCCAGGAUGACGACAGUGAUGUUAAUCAAGAAAUAUGGCUAUCCCGUGGAAACGCACUUUGUGACAACCCAGGACAACUACGUACUUUGCCUUCACCGCAUACCUCGACCAGGAGGACAAGUUGCCCUGCUAGUCCACGGCCUGAUGUCCAGUUCAGCCACUUGGGUGCAGAUGGGUCCCUCUAACGGAUUGGCCUACAAGCUAUAUCAACAGGGCUACGACGUCUGGCUGUUGAACACUCGCGGCAAUCUGUACUCAAAGGACCACAAGAAUCCCAAUAUCAAGCCAACAUCGUAUUGGCAGUUCUCCUUCCAUGAAAUUGGCAUCUACGAUCUGCCAGCGACAAUUGAUAUGAUCAUAACCAUAUCGAAACAGCCAAAGAUUCAAUACAUUGGACACUCGCAGGGCAGCACCGCCUUCUUUGUGAUGUGCAGUGAGCUGCCUCACUAUGCUGAAAAGAUCAUUCUUAUGCAGGCGCUAUCUCCGACUGUUUUCAUGCAGAACACUCAAAGUCCGGUGCUCAGAUUCUUGAGUCUCUUCAAGGGCAAAUUCGGAGUUCUUCUAAAUUUGCUGGGUGGUCUCGAAAUCUCUCGGAACAACAAUCUGAUUGCACAAUUCCGGAAUCACAUUUGCUCCGCCAAUAUUGGCAGCCAAAUUUGUGCGAUCUUUGACUAUGUAAUGUGCGGCUUUGGUUGGACCGAGUUCAACACGAAUCUAACACAACUGGUCGUGGGACAUUCCUCUCAAGGCGCCUCCAGUGUGCAAAUCUAUCAUUAUGCCCAGCUGUUGAGUGGACCGAAGUUCCAUCGCUUCGAUAAGGGUGCUCUGCUCAAUCAAAUGGUGUAUAAGCAUAGCGAUCCACCAUCGUAUAAUCUGACCAGAUGUUCCUGCAAAGUAGCCGUCCAUUAUUCCGAAGAUGAUUGGCUCGCCGGUUCCAGGGAUGUCCAAAUGCUAACCUCACGUCUGCCCAACAUCGUCGACAAUUCGUAUAUUGCUCAAAAGGGCUUCAGUCACUAUGACUAUCUGCUCUCUCGAAAUGUAAACAGACUCGUUUACGGCCGUGUUCUCAGCAACUGUUAUUCGCAUAAGACUACCGUAACUACACAGACACAAACACAGACACAGACACAGACCUUUGUUCUUCCCCUGAGCUACAGUUAUAUAUAAUAAUAGAUAUAUAGAAACAUUAGAAAUAUAUUCAAUAAAUCGGUUGAGGUUUAAUAAUUAUA